GUGUGUGCUCCUGCUGAGAGUAGGCUGGAAAAUAAUCCAAACAUGGAUUUAUUCAAUCCAGCUUCUGUAAAAAAUAUUACCUUCAUCCGACCUCCCUAUUUUAUUAUCAGAGGUUUCACUGACUUGCCUGAAAUAAGAUUUUACUACUAUUUUCUUUUUGUUGCCUACAUAUUUUUGGUCCAGGGAAAUACAGCUGUAAUGGCUUUAAUAUACCUGGAUCGUAAUCUAAGGACUCCGAAGUAUGUUGCCGUGUUUAAUCUUGCAUUUGUUGACCUGUUGGGGGGCACUGCUCUAGUACCAAAGGUGCUUGACAUAUUUUUGUUUAAUCACUAUUACAUCCCCUACAAUGACUGUCUAACAUUCUUUUUUUUCUGUUACAUUUGUCUUUCCAUGCAGGCUCUCAAUCUGGUUGCUCUUUGCUAUGAUAGACUAAUGGCUAUAAUGUUUCCUUUGCACUAUCAUGUGAACGUUACCCAUAAGAUUAUGUUUUCUUUGAUUGCUUUUUUCUGGUCAGUUGCUUUAUUAGCUGUUUGUAUUGCGAUUGGUUUUCUGACAACACUUUCAUUCUGUAAUUCUGUGGUUAUUAACAGCUUCUUUUGUGACCACGGUCAAAUGUACAGACUGGCGUGCAAUGAUAAUUUUCCAAGUUUUGUGAUUGCAAAUUUGCUUCCGGUUCUGUUUCUUUGGCUUCCUCUUUUGAUAAUAAUAUCCAGUUAUAUAUGUAUUGGUUAUGCAUUAGCUCGGGUUACCUCAGCUCAGGAAAGACUUAAGGCUCUAAAAACGUGUGUAGGUCAUCUUUCUUUAGUGGCAACAUUUUUUUUUCCUAUAAUAAUCACAUUUAUUAUGGGUCCUAGCAUACAUCCAAAUGCCAGGAUCAUUAACCUCUCUCUGACCUCAGCUAUUCCACCAGUGUUGAACCCAUUAAUUUAUGUUAUGCAUACACAAGAAAUGAAAUUAUCAAUCAAAAGUUUGAUAAAAAGAAGGAAUAAAUCUAAAAUUAUGAAUUAGUUUUUCAAAUGCCUAUUUUUUUAUAUCCAUACUAGAAAAUUAACUGUCUGGAAUAAUUUGUCAUACGUUUGGCUUUGUGACUCAGGAAGACUCAGUAGCCUUAGAAUUCUAACUUUUGUUUCAAUAAAUUAGGCCUGAAAUUAUUCUCCUCCUACUUGAUUUUCAGUUGAAUUCCUCCCUGUCUUUAAUGUCCAUAUAUGAUGGGAUCACUAAAGAAAUCACAGUUUGAGAGGGAUUUCAUGUUUAAAGUAACACGCAUGUUUGUUAAAUGUAAAACUGUUUUCUGUAAAGAAAAAUUCCAUUUAUGGUAACUCCCAUUCUAAAGUAAGUAUUCUAGCAUCAUAACCCUGUCUUUGUUUUCCUACAAAUGUAAGAGACCAUAAGAUGUCUACAAUUAUACAUAUAACAAUAAUGCACUCAAGU
This is a messenger RNA of Cyprinodon variegatus (sheepshead minnow), 1431 nucleotides long. Its product is annotated as olfactory receptor 1-like. Gene Ontology annotation, molecular function: olfactory receptor activity; G protein-coupled receptor activity. The record is from RefSeq and is a predicted model, not a curated record. NCBI's taxonomy places the organism in Eukaryota, Metazoa, Chordata, Actinopteri, Cyprinodontiformes, Cyprinodontidae. The transcript has a single exon. Gene Ontology annotation, biological process: G protein-coupled receptor signaling pathway. Bases 43 to 1008 code for a protein of 321 amino acids. Gene Ontology annotation, cellular component: membrane.